GUUGUCUUGUUCCUGUCUUAUGUAUUGGAUUGACGAUUGUAUCAUUCCAGUCCGUGGUAGCAAAUGGAGUGACAACGUAUGGUAUAAUUGACCUUAGAAUUCUAACAUGUGGUCCAUCUGGUCUUGUUGAGCUUUCUGUGUAUAAGGUGCUCAGGGCCUUUAGUACUCCGUCCAGAUCAAAAUUCACAAUACCAUUGAAAUACACAAUGAACAAUGCAAAUCCUCUUCAAAGUGAACUAAGUUUGCCGACAACAGGAAGAUUUGAGUGGAUCGAUGAUAAAAAUGAACUUGUGUUCAUCAAAUUUACUGAUCAAAAAUCACAAAAGUCUAUUUAUUCACAAAAAAAUCUUUACAAAAAGAGUCAUAUGAAAAUUGCUGAUGAAAUUCGUACAAUAACUAUAAAGGAUAUAAAAUCUGCUGCUUUGACAAGACUAAAAGCUUCAGGAAAGCAUUUCCAAUAUUCCCAACACUUUGCUAAAAUGAUCAAAUCCCCGGAAUGUGACAAACUAUUGAUAAGUUUGGCAAAAUAUUUAGAAUGUUAUUUUAAGAUAUUGAAAUUUGAAGAAAAAUUUGCCGAUGAAAAAUUAUUACCCAAUGUAAACCAGUUAAAGGAACAAGAAGAAUUACAUAAACGAAUAGAUAUAUUAAAAUAUGAUUUUUCACUUGCGUACGCUAAAUUUCUACUACUUGAACGAAGUCUAAUGCAUAAUAUAUGCCCUAGACCAAUUGAUCCAGUUGCAACUGCAAAAACAGAUCAAAAUUUAUAUGAAACAUUCUUUUGGUUUUUUGUAUUUUGUAUGUGGAUAACAUUUCUACGAACAAGAUUUAAAGAAAUCUGUACUCAAAUUGGAUGGUUUACAAGAUCAGAAAUGUUCAAUUCUCUUGGGCGACAAGGAGCUUCCUAUUUCGGUCAAAAAGGCGAACUCGAUAGUAAGAAUAUCAAGAUAUAUCAGACACAACUACCCCGAGCAUCAAUGCUAAAUAAGUGCUCACCAGCCUUAAGGCUUAUAUUACCUGGUGCGGAAGAAAACAUAGCUAAGAUUAACCUGAACAAAAGUGAAGAUAAGCAAAGAAAGUUACAUAUGACUGAGACUAAUGUACAUGAAGAAAAUGAAAAAAUAGGUAUUCUUGGAGACUAUCGACAUUUAUAUGACGAUCAACUUAUACUAAAUAAACAAACUGCUGACAGAGACCAAGAAAAGCACGAAGAUGACAACGAGAAUAACGAUGAAGAAGACCAAGAGAAAGAUGACAAGAAAAGUGUAUAAAUUGGAGUACAUGUAACUUAACUGGUGGAGUUUAAAAAGGUUGGGGAGGGUCGAUAAUUCCUAUUUCUGGAUCUAACUAACAGUUAUUAGUCUAUAAAUAAACACAGAGUUGUAGAAAUAUUAUAUAUGUUUUCAAAA
Molecule: messenger RNA, 1406 nt
Organism: Schistosoma mattheei
Lineage: Eukaryota; Metazoa; Platyhelminthes; Trematoda; Strigeidida; Schistosomatidae
Source: the annotation of a GenBank genome assembly